UGGUGCUGGGGGGUUGCCUAUAGCUUAGUAUUUCAUAGGGGGGUAAUUGCUACGUUUUUUCCCCAUCAGCUUUUCCUUUUUUAUUUUUUUAUUAUUAUUUUUAUUUUUUUUCUACUUAUCUGAAUAUCGCCACUCUCUCUCUUUCUCUCUCUCUCUGUCUCUCUCUCUCUCUCACUCACUCUCACACACACACACAUACACACACACACUUUAGGACCUGAUACCCCUUCGAGAUUUUUUUUUCCUCAUUCAGAUCAUGAACAAACUAUAUGUUGGGAAUUUAAGUCCUUCGGUCACUGUCGAGGACUUGCAGCAGCUCUUUGGGGAGAGGAAGCUGCCAGUGGCCGAGCAGGUCCUGCUGAAAUCCGGCUAUGCUUUUGUGGACUUCCCCGACCAGAACUCGGCCAUAAAGGCUAUAGAGACUCUUUCUGGUAAAGUUGAAUUACACGGAAAGGUGAUAGAGGUAGACUACUCUGUUCCCAAAAAACUAAGGAGUCGGAAGAUCCAGAUCCGGAACAUUCCCCCUCAUCUACAGUGGGAGGUUUUGGAUGGCCUUCUAGCUCAGUAUGGUACUGUAGAAAACGUGGAACAAGUUAACACUGAUACAGAAACAGCAGUGGUGAAUGUUACGUACGCAACCAAGGAGGAAGCUAAAGAAGCCAUUGAGAAGUUGACAGGACAACAGUUUGACGACUACUCCUUCAACGUGUCAUAUAUCAUGGACAUGGAUGCUGCUCCGCCCGUCCAGGCUCCUCGCACACGGCGUGGGGGUCGAUCGUCCCGGGACCAGGGCCCCCCUCAGCCUGGGCCCUCAGGAGGCUUCGGCACUCCACGCCCCAGGCAACAUGACUUCCCCUUGCGCAUGCUCGUGCCUACUCAGUUUGUGGGAGCCAUCAUCGGCAAGGAGGGCCUCACCAUCAAGAAUGUCACCAAACAGACGCAGUCCAAGGUGGACAUUCAUCGGAAGGAGAAUGCAGGUGCAGCAGAAAAGCCCAUCACCAUCCACUCAACUCCAGAGGGCUGCUCCUCCGCCUGCCGCAUGAUCCUGGACAUCAUGCAGAAGGAGGCCAACGAGACCAAGACGACGGAGGACAUCCCUCUGAAAAUCCUCGCUCACAACAGCCUGGUGGGCCGGCUGAUUGGGAAGGAGGGCCGCAACUUGAAGAAGAUCGAGGAGGAGACAGGGACCAAGAUUACCAUCUCCUCGUUACAAGACUUAACCAUUUACAACCCUGAGAGGACCAUCACGGUGAAGGGCAGCUUGGAGGCGUGUUGUAAAGCCGAGGCGGAGAUCAUGAAGAAACUGAGGGAAGCCUACGAGAAUGACAUUGCUGCUAUAAAUCAACAGGCCAACCUUAUCCCAGGCUUGAACCUGAAUGCUCUGGGCAUCUUCUCCUCUGGUCUGCCGGUGCUGCCCCCUGCUGCUGGACCACGUGGUGCAGUGACCCCCGUGGCACCAGCAGGAUACAACCCGUUCUUAAGUCACUCUUCACAUCUCAGUGGCCUGUACGGGGUUCCUCCAGCAAGUGCCAUCCCCCACCAGCACUCACAACAGGCUCCAGAACAGGAGGUUGUCUACCUCUUUAUUCCAACUCAGGCAGUCGGAGCUCUGAUCGGCAAGAAGGGCCAGCACAUCAAACAACUCGCCCACUUUGCUGGAGCUUCCAUCAAGAUCGCCCCAGCCGACAACCCAGAUGUUACUGAGAGGAUGGUUAUUAUUACUGGAACGCCAGAGGCUCAAUUUAAGGCCCAAGGUCGGAUAUUUGGAAAGCUGAAAGAGGAGAACUUCUUCUCAGCGAAGGAAGAAGUCAAACUGGAGACGCACAUCAAGGUUCCCUCCACUGCAGCUGGCAGGGUCAUCGGUAAAGGCGGCAAGACGGUGAACGAGUUGCAAAACCUUACAAGUGCUGAGGUCAUCGUACCGCGGGACCAAACUCCAGACGAGAACGACGAGGUCUUUGUGAAAAUCAGUGGGCAUUUCUUUGCCAGCCAGACUGCACAGAGGAAGAUCCGGGAGAUCAUUCAACAGGUCAAACAACAGGAACAGAAGCACCAGCAGGGCGCCGCCGUGUCACCGCACCACUCCAAGUGACCAGUGGGGUGGCUCCAGCAGGCGCCAGCCAAUGAAUGUAGCCCUCCCAAACGGACAGAGACCUACCCAGACAAAGGCCAAGGCCAAGGGGGACAUGCAGGGCAGACCAGCAGCACCGGGAUCAAAACCAAAGAACUUCACGAGGGGGGAAACAAGUGAGAGCCAAAGGCUGAGGGCAUUGUGUGCACUGCCAGCCCUGUGAGAGCAGAUAGAGUGGGAGAAACCGUACUGAUAUAAC
Messenger RNA from Scomber japonicus (chub mackerel), 2330 nucleotides. It is a transcript of the gene igf2bp2a, whose product is annotated as insulin-like growth factor 2 mRNA binding protein 2a. Gene Ontology annotation, cellular component: nucleus; cytoplasm; cytosol. NCBI's taxonomy places the organism in Eukaryota, Metazoa, Chordata, Actinopteri, Scombriformes, Scombridae. The transcript is spliced from 16 exons. The record is from RefSeq and is a predicted model, not a curated record. Gene Ontology annotation, biological process: regulation of gene expression; nervous system development. Gene Ontology annotation, molecular function: mRNA 3'-UTR binding. The coding region runs from base 257 to 2092 and encodes 611 amino acids.